AUGAGGUUGGACGUCAAGGCAAUUUGCCGACAGCGUGUCAAAGGCAUCGACUUCCAUCCGACAGAGCCAUGGAUCUUGACUACCCUCUAUAGCGGCCAUGUCUACAUUUGGUCGUACGAGACGCAACAGGUCGUCAAGACCUUCGAGCUUACCGAUGUUCCAGUGCGCGCUGGUCGCUUCGUUGCGCGAAAGAACUGGAUUGUCUGUGGUUCCGAUGAUUUCCAAAUUCGGGUAUACAACUACAACACCAGCGAGAAGAUCACAACCUUUGAGGCGCAUCCCGACUACAUCCGUGCGAUCGCCGUCCACCCAACACAGCCCUUUGUUCUCACGGCCAGUGAUGACAUGACAAUCAAGCUCUGGGACUGGGAGAAGGGGUGGAAAAACGUCAGGGUGUUCGAGGGCAACUCGCACUAUGUCAUGUCCCUCGCCAUCAACCCGAAAGACACCAACACCUUCGCCUCGGCCUGCUUGGACAGGACGGUCAAGAUCUGGAGCUUGGGUUCCUCCACACCAAACUUCCAACUUGAAGCCCACGAGACCAAGGGUGUCAACCAUGUCGACUACUACCCUCACAGCGACAAGCCCUACCUUCUUACCACCUCAGAUGACCGCACGGUGAAAGUGUGGGAUUACACCACCAAGAGUUUGAUUGCGACGCUUGAGGGCCACACAAAUAACGUUUCUUUUGCGUGCUACCAUCCCGAGCUUCCAAUCAUCAUUUCUGGUUCCGAAGAUGGCACCGUGAGGAUAUGGAACGCCAACACCUACCGUCAUGAGCAAACCCUCAACUAUGGGCUUGAGAGGGCUUGGUGUGUGGCCUACCAGAAGGGCAAGCAGGGCAUCGCGGUUGGUUUCGAUGAGGGAUCCGUGGUGAUUAAACUUGGCAGGGAAGAACCGGCGGUGUCCAUGGAUGGGUCUGGAAAGAUUAUCUGGGCCAGACACAACGAGGUCGUUUCCGCCGUUAUCAAGGCGGGCGACGCAACCAAGGAUAACGAGCCAAUCACCUUCUCCACCAAGGAGCUAGGCAACGCCGAAAUCUACCCUCAGGCUUUGCUUCACUCACCCAACGGCCGUUUCGCCGCCAUUUGCGGCGACGGCGAGUACAUCAUCUACACUGCCCUGGCGUGGCGCAACAAGGCUUUCGGUUCGGCUCUCGACUUCGUCUGGGCCUCCAAGGAGAACUCGAACGACUUUGCGAUCCGCGAAUCGCCAACCAGCAUCAAGGUGUUCAAGAACUUCCAGGAGAAGAAGGGCGGUCUCGACGUGCCGUUUGCUGCCGACGGGCUCACUGGUGGCGUGUUGCUCGGUGUCAAGGGCCAGGGUGGUAUUUCGUUCUUUGACUGGCAAACGGGUGGUCUUGUCCGACGCAUCGAGGUUGAGCCUAAGCAGGUCUACUGGAGCGAAAGUGGUGAGCUCGUUGCUCUGGCUUGCGAGGACUCUUGCUAUGUUCUCAGAUUUUCCCGUGAGAACUACAACGAAGCUGUGCAGUCCGGCAAGGUCGAGGAGGAUGGCGUCGAGGAGGCCUUCGAUGUCAUUACCGACAUUAGCGAAAGCAUCCGAUCGGCCGAAUGGCUGGGUGAUGUCCUCAUCUACACGAAUGGCACCAAUAGGCUGAACUACCUUGUGGGUGACCAGACCUACACCGUGUCUCACUUCGACAAGCCCAUGUAUAUUCUUGGGUACCUCCAGCGUGAUAGCCGCGUUUACUUGACCGACAAGGACCUCUCCGUCACAUCCUUCGCCCUCUCCCUCCCAGUCCUUGAGUAUCAAACCUUGGUGCUCCGUCAGGACAUGGAGACGGCGGCCGAACUCCUCCCCAGCAUCCCCCAAGACCAACUCAACAAAAUCGCCCGCUUCCUCGAAGGACAGGGUCACAAGGAAUUGGCGCUUGAAGUGGCUACGGAUCCUGAGCACAAGUUUGACCUCGCUCUUGCCCUGAAUCAACUGGAUGUUGCGGUUGAACUGGCCAGACAGUCUGACUCGGACCACAAGUGGAAGACUUUGGGCGACGCCGGUCUCGCCGCCUGGGAUAUCCCUCUUGCCACCGAGUGUUUCGUCAACUCCAAGGAUCUCGGCUCCUUGUUGCUGGUCUACAGCUCCACGUCGGACCGUGAAGGUCUCGCCAAGCUGGCGGAGCAGGCGACGGCUGCGGGUGCUCACAACAUUGCUUUCAGCAGCAAGUGGCUCCUGGGUGAUGUGCCCGGGUGUGUCGAGAUCCUCACCAAGACAAACCGUCACGCCGAGGCAGUGCUCUUCGCGCAGACAUACAAGCCAAGUCUUGCCCCUGCCAUUGUAGCUGAGUGGAAGGACAGUCUGGAGAAGAACAAGAAGGGGCGCGUGGCCAAGUCUCUCGGUGUCCCAGUGGAGGAUGAGGAGCUCUUCCCAGAAUGGGACGAGUGGCUCAGACUGGAGAAGGAGGGUCCUGUUAUUGCCGAGGAAGAGGCUGCAGAGGAGGAAGCGGAGGAGGAAGACGACGAGGAAGAGAGUGCGGAUGAAGAGUAG
This is a messenger RNA of Podospora anserina S mat+, 2505 nucleotides long. RefSeq lists its product as uncharacterized. Gene Ontology annotation, biological process: intra-Golgi vesicle-mediated transport; intracellular protein transport; endoplasmic reticulum to Golgi vesicle-mediated transport. Gene Ontology annotation, molecular function: protein binding; structural molecule activity. Gene Ontology annotation, cellular component: COPI vesicle coat. The record is from RefSeq and is a predicted model, not a curated record. The transcript has 8 exons. Lineage: Eukaryota; Fungi; Ascomycota; Sordariomycetes; Sordariales; Podosporaceae. The coding region runs from base 1 to 2505 and encodes 834 amino acids.